Molecule: messenger RNA, 4396 nt
Organism: Blastomyces dermatitidis ER-3
Lineage: Eukaryota; Fungi; Ascomycota; Eurotiomycetes; Onygenales; Ajellomycetaceae
Product: glycine dehydrogenase
Exons: 2
Coding region: 435-3659 (1074 amino acids)
Biological process (GO): glycine decarboxylation via glycine cleavage system
Cellular component (GO): mitochondrion; glycine cleavage complex
Molecular function (GO): glycine binding; glycine dehydrogenase (decarboxylating) activity; pyridoxal phosphate binding
Source: RefSeq, a predicted model, not a curated record
UUACUUCUUCCUUGACAAUUCCCCGCCCUUGGCGCCGGUCGCGUGGCAAUCACAUGACUUUCCCGAGCCGAGGCUUGCCAUGAGUAUCCCGCCAAUCAGCAAGCUCCAUGUCGGCCGAGACAGUUGGAAUAGGGCUGUAAUACCGCGUAUUUAUCCUAGUUUCUCGGUAAUUUACGUACUGUCACAGCGAUACAUGGACUUUCUUUUCCCUUAUCUGAUCGCCAGCCCAUUCCUGUCUCAAUUUCUUCCUUGCUUUUUUUCUCAUUCUGGGUUUCUUCUUCUCCUUCUUCUCUUCUUUGUGUCUGGUCUCAUUCUUUUCGAAGCCCCGUGUUGUCUAUCCCCUCGUUUUGGAUCUUCCAGGGUUUUGCAUCACUACAUUUUGACACCUUCGUUUCGAGGAGUCUUCAUCCUUCUUUGAUUCCCCGGGCAGCAUCAUGGCAGCUCCGUCCUCCAUUCUGCUGCGUGGCGGAGGUCGACGGCUAGCUCGUUGCUAUCCCAGAGCUGAGGCUGCUUCGAAAGUCCUUCGACUAUCCCCAUUGACUGCCUGCAGGCAAUGCUUGCAAUCGGCAACGCCUCGAUUGUUGUCCUCAUAUUCCUCCCGCAGAUAUGUCCACAGCAGCUCGCUGUCUGACCAACGCACACCGCAACCCCGCAAUCUCAUCCAGCCCCUCGAUUCCUUCCCUCGCAGACACAUUGGCCCUACUCCAGACACGGCGGAACAGAUGCUAGCUGCUCUUGACCCGCCAGUCAAUUCCCUAGACGAAUUCGUGAAGCAGGUUCUACCCGCAGAUAUCGUGUCCGCGAGGGAUCUAGAAAUUGUGAAGCCCGAUGGUUCGACCGGAUUGCAUGCGGACUCCGUCCAUGGUGGGCUAGGGGAGUCUGAUAUGAUCAAAUUGCUGCAGAAGUACGCAAAAGACAUCGAUGCAAGUGGGAAGCCUUAUAUUGGAUGCGGAUACUACAAUACCGUUGUUCCCCCUGUCAUCCAGCGGAAUGUCCUAGAGAACCCUCUCUGGUAUACCAGCUAUACUCCUUACCAGGCAGAGAUUAGCCAGGGACGAUUGGAAUCGUUGCUUAACUUCCAAACAGUGACCGCGGAUCUGACUGGCCUCCCUGUUGCCAAUGCCUCCGUCCUGGAUGAGGGUACUGCCGCUGCUGAAGCUAUGACCAUGUCAUGGGCAACAAUGCCGGUCCAAAAGCAGAAGAAGGAAGGGAGGUCAUAUGUCGUUUCCCACCUGUGCCAUCCGCAGACCAUUGCCGUUAUGCAGUCGCGAGCAGAGGGUUUCGGAAUCAAGCUAGUGGUUGGUGACAUUAUGGCUGAGGACUUUAAGCUGGUCAAGGACCAGGGUGACUGCCUCAUCGGUGUUCUCGCACAGUAUCCCGACACUGAAGGGGGCAUUUAUGAUUUCCAAUCCCUAAGCGACAAAAUUCAUGAAAUUGGUGGUACCUUCUCUGUGGCAACUGAUCUUCUCGCUUUGACCUUGCUGAAGCCCCCAGGAGAAUUUGGUGCAGAUAUCGCCUUCGGAACUGCCCAACGAUUUGGUGUUCCCAUGGGAUUCGGUGGCCCUCAUGCUGCUUUCUUCGCUUGCGCCGACAAAUACAUGCGUAAAAUUCCCGGCCGUAUUGUAGGCGUCUCCAAAGACAGACUUGGAAAUCGUGCUCUCCGUCUCGCUCUCCAGACUCGCGAACAACACAUCCGUCGUGAAAAGGCGACUAGCAAUAUAUGCACUGCCCAGGCUUUGCUUGCGAACAUGAGCGCCUUCUACGCCGUAUACCACGGCCCAGAAGGUCUGAAGGCGAUUGCUCAACGCAUCCGGUCGUUGACUGGGCUCCUUCGGGAGAAGCUCUGCGCUUUAGGGUACACGGUUCCAGUUAAGGGGAACACUGCAAGCGACGGCGCAAUCUUCGAUACUUUGACGGUGGAAACAGGAAGCAGCGGAGAAGCUGACUCGCUCAUGGAAGUUGCACUUCAAUCUUCCAUUUAUCUGAGAAGAGUAAACCCCACUACAAUUGGCGUUUCGUUGGAUGAGAGUGUUGGUGUUGAGGAGCUUAAGGGCUUGCUUUCGGUAUUCGCCAAGACUGCACCAAAGGGAGCCCCAGCGGACCUGCUUAAUAUCAGCGAAGAUGUUCCUGAGUUGGAAAUUCCCGCCAGCGUCAAGCGAACUUCGCCUUAUCUGACACAUCCGGUUUUUAAUUCUCACCACUCGGAAACGGAGAUGCUGCGAUACAUUACACAUCUUGGAUCCAAGGACUUGUCACUGGCACACUCGAUGAUCCCACUAGGGUCCUGCACGAUGAAAUUGAAUGCUACCACGGAAAUGGUUCCUAUUACAUGGCCAGAAUUUUCGACGAUGCACCCAUUUACCCCAUCAAAGAUCGUUACCGGCUACCAGAAGAUGAUCGAGGACCUUGAACAUCAGCUAGCUGAUAUUACCGGCAUGGCAGAGGUUACUGUGCAACCUAACUCUGGAGCACAGGGUGAAUUCGCUGGUCUCAGGGCUAUCAAGAUGUAUCAAGAUUCAAUUGGUACCCCAGGGAAGCGAAACCUUUGCCUGAUCCCCGUGUCUGCUCACGGAACCAACCCAGCCAGUGCCGCUAUGGCUGGGAUGAGAGUGCUGUCCAUUAAAGGUGACCCGGUUUCGGGCAAUCUCGACCUAGCUGAUCUCAAGGCCAAGUGCGAGAAGCAUAAAGACGAACUGGCAGCGAUUAUGAUCACAUAUCCUAGCACAUUCGGCGUCUUCGAGGAAGGGGUCAAAGAAGCCUGCAAGAUCGUCCACGAAAAUGGCGGCCAAGUCUACAUGGAUGGCGCCAACCUGAACGCACAGAUCGGUCUGUGCUCACCUGGCGAAAUCGGCGCUGAUGUCUGCCAUCUUAACCUCCACAAGACCUUCUGUAUUCCCCACGGCGGCGGCGGACCUGGUGUCGGUCCUAUCGGCGUAGCGGAACAUCUCCGCCCAUUCCUCCCAUCUCACCCCCUCAGCCAACACCUACAAUCCCGACGCUCAACGUCCAACCCCGCCCCACCCAUCAGCGCCGCUCCCUGGGGUAGCGCUAGCAUUCUUCCCAUUACAUUCUCCUACAUAAACAUGAUGGGCGCGAAGGGCCUAACACACGCUACGAAAAUCACGAUUCUCAACGCAAACUACAUCCUCUCCCGCCUAAAACCGCACUACCCAAUCCUCUACACAAACGCACACGGCCGCUGCGCGCACGAGUUCAUCCUCGACGUGCGUAAGUUCAAAGCCACAUCGGGCAUCGAGGCGAUCGACAUCGCCAAGCGCCUGCAGGACUACGGCUUCCACGCGCCCACUAUGUCCUGGCCCGUGGCUAACACGCUCAUGAUCGAACCGACGGAGUCGGAGAGCAAGGCAGAGCUGGACCGGUUCUGCGAUGCGCUUAUUGCUAUCCGCGGGGAGAUCGCGGCUAUUGAAGCGGGCAAGCAGCCGCGGGAGGGCAAUGUGCUGAAGAUGGCGCCGCACACGCAGAGGGAUUUGUUGGGGGCGGAAGAGUGGAAUCGACCAUACACACGGGAGCAGGCUGCGUAUCCUGUGCCAUGGUUGUUGGAGAAGAAGUUUUGGCCGAGCGUGACCAGGGUGGAUGAUGCAUUUGGUGAUCAAAACCUCUUCUGCACCUGCGGGCCUGUGGAUGAUACUAUCGAGUAAAAGUAUAAAUUAUCGGUAAUGCGAGUGGUAACACCUCGGGGAGCAAGGAGGUAAUAAUACCUCCCUCAAUGCCGUACACCACUCUUUCAUCCUCCUACUUAAUUAUCUCCCCUGAGUUUGUUCCUCGCUAUAGACCCCUCCACUUAGAUUAUCUUCCCCCCACCAUCUCAACGAAAUGAAACCCCUAGACAUAAACCAUACGCAUACAUACACAAAUACACAAAAAUAUACACUACCUUCUUCAACGAAACUACAUUCCUCUUCCCGUAUCCGUACGGUAUGACAUGGCGUUUAACCUCCAUUUCAAUUUCCAAAUGCCCCCCGCGGCCCCCCCACUACCUUUCCUACCUCCUUAAUUCCACGGCCCACGGUUUAGUGUUGUUGGAACCGUGCUUGUCUUGCCUCAUUCGGCCGCUCUUUUUUGUUUUUUGUUUUUUCCCUUUUCUUGCAUAUAUAACAACAAAAAAUCGCCGUAUGAUUUAAAAUGGUGUAAUGAGGUAUUUUAUAUUUAUCUUUUUGUCUUAGUUUUCUGGUGUUGAAUUGACUCUGAUUCGAUGUUGGCUUCAUUUACAUCUAUUACCUAUGUAUAUUUUAUAUUUACCUAAGCUUAAGGAACCAUUUCCCUACUCACGCUCAAAUGCAGUCCUUGCAUGAUUACACAUCCCGGCUUUUUCGGGAUAGUAUCAGAGCAAUCAUUAAUCACAGUAGAUAAAAUACCUAUUCACAGCAUAACAUAC